AUGGGAAAUUCUCAUUCUCCGAAAAAGUGUAUUUCGGAAGAAAUUACUGAGUACUUGGAGUCAGCUAAGCGAAACUAUCUGGAGAAGUAUAAUAAUCCAACAAAUAGGAAUGCCACCUUAGAUGAGUUCAAACAGCUUAGGACACUAGGAACAGGAUCGUUUGGCCGAGUUAUGCUCGUACAGCACAAAAAGUCUUCCGACUUUCUCGCUUUGAAGAUUCUUGAUAAAGCUAAGAUCGUAAAACUUAAACAAAUUCAGCACACAAUGAAUGAAAAGCGCAUUUUGCAGGCGGUCGACUUCCCAUUCCUGAUUCAUCUGGAAUACAGUUUCAAGAACGAAACGUAUUUGUUUCUUGGACUUGAGUACGUACCUGGCGGGGAGAUGUUUUCAUAUCUGCGAAGAAAAGGAAGAUUCAGUGAGUCCGCUGCACGAUUUUAUGCCAGUCAAGUAAUACUUGCUCUUGAGUACUUGCACUAUCUGGAAUUAAUAUACCGGGAUUUAAAGCCAGAAAACAUACUCCUGGAUCCAGUUGGCUAUGUAAAGAUCGCUGAUUUCGGAUUCGUCAAACACGUGAAAUAUAGGACAUAUACACUCUGUGGGACUCCUGAAUACCUUGCACCAGAAAUUAUUCAAAGUAAAGGCUAUACAAAGGCUGUUGACUGGUGGGCAGCUGGUGUAUUAAUUUAUGAAAUGGUUGCAGGCCAUCCGCCGUUUUUUGCAGACGAACCGAUUGAAAUUUAUGAGCGAAUAGUAAUUGGAAAAUAUAAAUUCCCUUCACACUUCAGUUCAGAUCUCAAAGACCUUUUGCGUAAUCUAAUUCAGUCUGAUUUAACUAGACGUUUCGGCAAUCUCAGAAAUGGUGUACAGGAUAUCAAAUCACAUAAAUGGUUUUCUCAUUUGGAUUGGUUGAUGAUAUUUAAAAAGGAGGUUUCUGCUCCACUGAUACCUAAUUGUAAGGGUCCUGGUGAUGCAACAAACUUUGAACGAUACAAAGAAGAACCCUUGAAGAAAAGUAGAAUUUGCAAAUUUGAAGCAGAGUUCGCUGACUUCUAG
Molecule: messenger RNA, 1053 nt
Organism: Heterobilharzia americana
Lineage: Eukaryota; Metazoa; Platyhelminthes; Trematoda; Strigeidida; Schistosomatidae
Source: the annotation of a GenBank genome assembly